AUGCCCUGUGAUGGCUGGUGUGACAGUGACGACACUAGUUGUGAUAACAGCACCACGUGUAUGCCCUGUGAUGGCUGGUGUGACAGUGACGACACUAGUUCUGAUGGCAGCACCACGUGUAGGCCCUGUGGUGACUGGUGUGACAGUGACGACACUAGUUCUGAUGGCAGCACCACGUGUAGGCCCUGUGGUGACUGGUGUGACAGUGACGACACUAGUUCUGAUGACAGCACCACGUGUAUGCCCUGUGAUGGCUGGUGUGACAGUGACGACACUAGUUCUGAUGGCAGCACCACGUGUAGGCCCUGUGGUGACUGGUGUGACAGUGACGACACUAGUUCUGAGGGCAGCACCACGUGUAGGCCCUGUGGUGACUGGUGUGACAGUGACGACACUAGUUCUGAUGGCAGCACCACGUGUAGGCCCUGUGGUGACUGGUGUGACAGUGACGACACUAGUUCUGAUGACAGCACCACGUGUAUGCCCUGUGAUGGCUGGUGUGACAGUGACGACACUAGUUCUGAUGACAGCACCACGUGUAUGCCCUGUGAUGGCUGGUGUGACAGUGACGACACUAGUUGUGAUGGCAGCACCGCGUGUAGGCCCUGUGAUGGCUGGUGUGACAGUGACGACAAUAGUUCUGAUGACAGCACAACGUGUAUGCCCUGUGAUGGCUGGUGUGACAGUGACGACACUAGUUGUGAUGGCAGCACCACGUGUAUGCCCUGUGAUGGCUGGUGUGACAGUGACGACACUAGUUCUGAUGGCAGCACCACGUGUAUGCCCUGUGAUGGCUGGUGUGACAGUGAUGACACUAGUUGUGAUGGCAGCACCACGUGUAUGCCCUGUGAUGGCUGGCGUGACAGUGACGACACUAGUUGUGAUGACAGCAUCAAGUGUAGGCCCUGUGAUGGCUGGUGUGACAGUGACGACAAUAGUUGUGAUGACAGCACCACGUGUAGGCCCUGUGAUGGCUGGUGUGACAGUGACGACACUAGUUGUGAUGGCAGCACCACGUGUAUGCCCUGUGAUGGCUGGUGUGACAGUGACGACACUAGUUGUGAUGACAGCACCACGUGUAGGCCCUGUGAUGGCUGGUGUGACAGUGACGACACUAGUUGUGAUGGCAGCACCACGUGUAUGCCCUGUGAUGGCUGGUGUGAAAGUGACGACACUAGUUGUGAUGACAGCACCACGUGUAUGCCCUGUGAUGGCUGGUGUGACAGUGACGACACUAGUUGUGAUGGCAGCACCACGUGUAUGCCCUGUGAUGGCUGGUGUGACAGUGACGACACUAGUUCUGAUGACAGCACCACGUGUAGGCCCUGUGAUGGCUGGUGUGACAGUGACGACACUAGUUGUGAUGGCAGCACCACGUGUAUGCCCUGUGAUGGCUGGUGUGACAGUGACGACACUAGUUGUGAUGGCAGCAUCACGUGUAGGCCCUCUAAUGGCUGGUGUGACAGUGACGACACUAGUUGUGAUGACAGCACCGCGUGUAGGCCCUGUGAUGGCUGGUGUGACAGUGACGACACUAGUUCUGAUGACAGCACCACGUGUAUGCCCUGUGAUUGCUGGUGUGACAGUGACGACACUAGUUGUGAUGACAGUACAACGUGUAGGCCCUGUGAUGGCUGGUGUGACAGUGACGACAAUAGUUGUGAUGACAGCACCACGUGUAUGCCCUGUGAUGGCUGGUGUGACAGUGACGACAAUAGUUCUGAUGACAGCACCGCGUGUAUGCCCUGUGAUUGCUGGUGUGACAGUGCCGAUACGAGUUCUGAUUACAGCACCACGUGUAUGCCCUGUGAUGGCUGGUGUGACAGUGACGACACUAGUUGGGAUGACAGCACCACGUGUAUGCCCUGUGAUGGCUGGUGUGACAGUGACGACACUAGUUGUGAUGACAGCACAACGUGUAUGCCCUGUGAUGGCUGGUGUGACAGUGACGACAAUAGUUGUGAUGACAGCACCACGUGUAUGCCCUGUGAUGGCUGGCGUGACAGUGACGACAAUAGUUCUGAUGGCUGCACCACGUGUAUGCCCUGUGAUGGCUGGUGUGACAGUGACGACAAUAGUUCUGAUGGCAGCACCGCGUGUAUGCCCUGUGAUUGCUGGUGUGACAGUGACGACACGAGUUCUGAUGACAGCACCACGUGCAUGCCCUGUGAUGGCUGGUGUGACAGUGACGACAAUAGUUCUGAUGACAGCACCACGUGUAUGCCCUGUGAUGGCUGGUGUGACAGUGACGACACUAGUUGUGAUGACAGCAUCACGUGUAGGCCCUCUAAUGGCUGGCGUGACAGUGACGACACUAGUUGUGAUGACAGCACCACGUGUAUGCCCUGUGAUGGCUGGUGUGACAGUGACGACACUAGUUGUGAUGACAGCACCACGUGUAGGCCCUGUGAUUGCUGGUGUGACAGUGACGACACUAGUUGUGAUGACAGUACAACGUGUAGGCCCUGUGAUGGCUGGUGUGACAGUGACGACAAUAGUUGUGAUGACAGCACCACGUGUAUGCCCUGUGAUGGCUGGUGUGACAGUGACGACAAUAGUUCUGAUGCUAGCACCACGUGUAUGCCCUGUGAUUGCUGGUGUGACAGUGCCGAUACGAGUUCUGAUAACAGCACCACGUGUAUGCCCUGUGAUGGCUUGUGUGACAGUGACGACAAUAGUUGUGAUGACAGCACCACGUGUAUGCCCUGUGAUGGCUGGCGUGACAGUGACGACAAUAGUUCUGAUGACAGCACCAAGUGUAUGCCCUGUGAUGGCUGGUGUGACAGUGCCGAUACGAGUUCUGAUGACAGCACCACGUGUAUGCCCUGUGAUGGCUGGUGUGACAGUGACGACACGAGUUCUGAUGACAGCACCACGUGUAUGCCCUGUGAUGGCUGGUGUGACAGUGACGACAAUAGUUCUGAUGACAGCACCACGUGUAUGCCCUGUGAUGGCUGGCGUGACAGUGACGACACUAGUUCUGAUGGCAGCACAACGUGUAUGCCCUGUGAUGGCUGGUGUGACAGUGACGACACUAGUUGUGAUGACAGCACCACGUGUAUGCCCUGUGAUGGCUGGUGUGACAGUGACGACACUAGAUGUGAUGACAGCACUACGUGUAGGCCCUGUGAUGGCUGGUGUGACAGUGACGACAAUAGUUCUGAUGACAGCACCACGUGUAUGCCCUGUGAUGGCUGGUGUGACAGUGACGACACUAGUUGUGAUGGCAGCAUCACGUGUAGGCCCUCUAAUGGCUGGUGUGACAGUGACGACACUAGUUGUGAUGACAGCACCACGUGUAUGCCCUGUGACGGCUGGUGUGACAGUGACGACACUAGUUGUGAUGACAGCACCACGUGUAUGCCCUGUGAUGGCUGGUGUGACAGUGACGACACUAGUUGUGAUGACAGCACCAAGUGUAUGCCCUGUGAUGGCUGGUGUGACAGUGCCGAUACGAGUUCUGAUGACAGCACCACGUGUAUGCCCUGUGAUGGCUGGUGUGACAGUGACGACACGAGUUCUGAUGACAGCACCACGUGUAUGCCCUGUGAUGGCUGGUGUGACAGUGACGACAAUAGUUCUGAUGACAGCACCACGUGUAUGCCCUGUGAUGGCUGGCGUGACAGUGACGACACUAGUUCUGAUGGCAGCACAACGUGUAUGCCCUGUGAUGGCUGGUGUGACAGUGACGACACUAGUUGUGAUGACAGCACCACGUGUAUGCCCUGUGAUGGCUGGUGUGACAGUGACGACACUAGUUGUGAUGACAGCACUACGUGUAGGCCCUGUGAUGGCUGGUGUGACAGUGACGACAAUAGUUCUGAUGACAGCACCACGUGUAUGCCCUGUGAUGGCUGGUGUGACAGUGACGACACUAGUUGUGAUGGCAGCAUCACGUGUAGGCCCUCUAAUUGCUGGUGUGACAGUGACGACACUAGUUGUGAUGACAGCACCACGUGUAUGCCCUGUGACGGCUGGUGUGACAGUGACGACACUAGUUGUGAUGACAGCACCACGUGUAUGCCCUGUGAUGGCUGGUGUGACAGUGACGACACUAGUUGUGAUGACAGCAAAACGUGUAUGCCAUGUGAUGGCUGGUGUGACAGUGACGACAAUAGUUGUGAUGACAGAACCACGUGUAUGCCCUGUGAUGGCUGGUGUGACAGUGACGACAAUAGUUCUGAUGGCAGCACCAAGUGUAUGCCCUGUGAUUGCUGGUGUGACAGUGCCGAUACGAGUUCUGAUGGCAGCACCACGUGUAUGCCCAGUGAUGGCUGGUGUGACAGUGACGACAAUAGUUCUGAUGACAGCACCACGUGUAUGCCCUGUGAUGGCUGGUGUGACAGUGACGACACUAGUUGUGAUGGCAGCACCACGUGUAGGCCCUCUAAUGGCUGGUGUGACAGUGACGACACUAGUUGUGAUGGCAGCAUCACGUGUAGGCCCUCUAAUGGCUGGUGUGACAGUGACGACACUAGUUGUGAUGACAGCACCGCGUGUAGGCCCUGUGAUGGCUGGUGUGACAGUGACGACACUAGUUGUGAUGACAGCACCACGUGUAUGCCCUGUGAUUGCUGGUGUGACAGUGACGACACUAGUUGUGAUGACAGUACAACGUGUAGGCCCUGCGAUGGCUGGUGUGACAGUGACGAUAAUAGUUGUGAUGACAGCACCACGUGUAUGCCCUGUGAUGGCUGGUGUGACAGUGACGACACUAGUUCUGAUGGCAGCACCGCGUGUAUGCCCUGUGAUUGCUGGUGUGACAGUGCCGAUACGAGUUCUGAUUACAGCACCACGUGUAUGCCCUGUGAUGGCUGGUGUGACAGUGACGACACUAGUUGUGAUGACAGCACCACGUGUAUGCCCUGUGAUGGCUGGUGUGACAGUGACGACACUAGUUGUGAUGACAGCACAACGUGUAUGCCCUGUGAUGGCUGGUGUGACAGUGACGACAAUAGUUGUGAUGACAGCACCACGUGA
Haliotis rufescens (red abalone) is the source of this 4980-nucleotide messenger RNA. RefSeq names its product dentin sialophosphoprotein-like. The record is from RefSeq and is a predicted model, not a curated record. The coding region runs from base 1 to 4980 and encodes 1659 amino acids. Lineage: Eukaryota; Metazoa; Mollusca; Gastropoda; Lepetellida; Haliotidae. The transcript has a single exon.